This is a messenger RNA of Histoplasma mississippiense, 1611 nucleotides long. RefSeq lists its product with no specific name. Gene Ontology annotation, biological process: protein deubiquitination. The record is from RefSeq and is a predicted model, not a curated record. Gene Ontology annotation, cellular component: cytosol; nucleus. The transcript is spliced from 5 exons. Gene Ontology annotation, molecular function: cysteine-type endopeptidase activity; cysteine-type deubiquitinase activity. Lineage: Eukaryota; Fungi; Ascomycota; Eurotiomycetes; Onygenales; Ajellomycetaceae. The coding region runs from base 1 to 1611 and encodes 536 amino acids.
AUGCCCGGCACCUCGGAUUUCUCCUCUCACAAUCAUCACCAUCACCUUUACACUAGCCCGUUGAAGGAUAACUAUCGCGAUGACCGUUUCGGCGAAUGGAUACCUGCCCAAACGAAGAUAGUGUGCUUUGUAGUGUCCUUGAUUUUGGGCUACUAUAUUUUCAAGUACCUUGACCUCAUUGUUUCCACCCUCCUCCAAACUGUUUGGAACAUCAUCGUCUUCAUUACUCCAUCACGCAUCAUUUUUGCUUUAGAUAAGGGAGCAGCUUUUGACGAGGAUACUGAGUUGGCCGCAACCUCGUUGACACGUGAAGCUCUACACUCCGCAAAAAGCGUUGCAAUGCAGAGAAUCCUGGGUUUGGAUGCGAAUUCGUUGCUCACAACACUUCCGCGGGGAAGGAGCCUCUCGGGAAUCGGGCAAGCCUUUUUGGGCCUCAAGGAGCCUUGCCCUCCAGGACUUGGCAAUUGGGAUAACUCGUGCUAUCAAAAUAGUAUAAUCCAGGGAUUCGCUUCGCUUCGUGCAUUGGAUAAGUUUUUGGAAGAAAACCUUCGCGAAUUAGGGGACCGUGAUCCCUUUUAUACUCAUCUUGCGCUAAAAGAAAUCAUCGACAAACUGAAUAGCCCCUCAUAUGGAGGUCGAAAGCAAUGGACGCCUCCGGAACUGAAGUCAAUGAGCAGUUGGCAACAACAAGAUGCGCAAGAAUACUUUUCGAAAGUGAUUGACCAGGUAGACAAAGAAAUUCGCCGUGCUUCUAAGGGCUUAACAAGCGAUGUGGGACUUAGAUUUGUUGAUGCGGAGCGCAAUAACCACAGGGGUGGUCCCGUUCCAGCAUAUGAAACAAGACAGAUCAACGAUGAACACAAGCCCUCUAGGGAUGGAGAGUACAAACGCAGUACUCUCCUCAACCCGCUUGAGGGUCUCCUUGCUCAACGCGUUGGAUUGUCCCUGGGCUCUAACUGGGAGUACGAUAUUCGAGAAUGCUUGGACGAAUAUACCACUUUGGAGGCUAUUGAGGGUGUUGAAUGCGCUAAAUGUACACUUCUACGAACUGAAGGUCAGCUGGGGCAGCUGUUGCAACAGAUUGAUUCGGAUGCGGAGCUCGAAGAGGGAGCCAGCACACCUCAGUUGACGGAAGCUUUACGAAAUUCCGCGGAAACAAGAUUAAAGGUUGUCCAGAAAGACUACUUGAGAAAGAUGACUUCUCUGAAAAGACAUUAUCUGAGACGUGCCAUAUUCCCGCGCGGAAUCGUGUCUCGUCCACCAAAUCAAGACAAGCAGUCAUUGCAAGAGCACCAAAGUCCCUUGUUAUCCACAAAGUAUUCAGUCGAGUCAUUCCCGGCCACUGUUCCACAAGCUGUCAUAGAUGCGGAUGGGGAGAAGGAGGUCACAGAGCGCUGGUUCAGGCUCAGUGAUGAAGAUGGCGGUGUAUUCAUGUUGUUUUACGAGUGUGUCGAGCAACCGCGUUAUGCACCAACUGGAUCUGUGGAUGAGAAACAACCUGGGCAAGAAGAUAUCUCCCUCAAGGAAAUUUCGUCCAAUUCUCAAGGAGAAGAAGGCGGAAUCCUAUGCUCGGCCUGCCCCAACUAUGAAGACGGCCGCGACGCCAUUUGA